AUGCAUCUCAUCCUCACCGGGGCAACAGGCCUGUGCGGCUCAGCCGUUCUGGAUGCUAUGGUCCGCAUGAAGGACGUCACCAAGAUCUCCAUCCUCAGCAGAAGACCGGUUCGGAUGGCCGAGGAUCUGAAGGACCCUCGAAUCAACGUUAUCAUUCACAAGGAUUUCGAAAAAUAUGACGCGAACCUCCUCAGCCAGUUGACGGGCGCCACAGGUUGUGUGUGGGCCUUGGGCAUCUCGCAGACCCAAGUAAGCAAAGAGGAGUACGUCAAGAUCACCAAGGACUUCACUCUACGCGCGGUUGAGGCCUUUGAAACCCUAGGCACGGAAGAGAAGCCUUUCCACUUUGUCUACGUGUCGGGGCACGGCGCGACUAUCGAGCCUGGGCGAUUUGCCCAGACCUUUGCGCUUGUCAAGGGCGAGACCGAGGUCCUCCUUGCAGGGAUGCAUAACAGGAACAAGGCGCUGCUUGCCACGUCAAUCCGCCCGUGCUUUAUCGAUUUUGCAACGCACGACGCCAUCAAGCCAUACAUCCCAACCCAAGAGAUGUACAAGAAUAUCAUCACGCCCAUUCUCGGGCCGCCCAUCCGGCACCUGGCCAAGUCGUACUGGAGUCCAACGCAGCGCCUGGGCGAGUUUAUGACGGAGAUGGCGAUGGGCAAGUGGGACGACCGGUUGGAGGGCCCGGGCAUCGAGAAGGUGGGAGACUUCCGCAUCCUUGGGAAUGUUGGGUUUCGUCGGCUGGCUGGUUUGCAUUAG
Molecule: messenger RNA, 759 nt
Organism: Cryphonectria parasitica EP155
Lineage: Eukaryota; Fungi; Ascomycota; Sordariomycetes; Diaporthales; Cryphonectriaceae
Product: putative nucleoside-diphosphate-sugar epimerase
Exons: 2
Coding region: 1-759 (252 amino acids)
Source: RefSeq, a predicted model, not a curated record